GUGGGCUAAACCACAGGAGGAAAUCCCUGGCUUGUGUGACCCGGGGGCCGCUGAUAAAAAGGCCUUUGCCCCCUCCCUUUGGGGCCCGAUGUGCCUGCUGCCCACUUGCAGGCAGCAUCGCUGCCCUCCAUCUCCCAGCUGAGCCUCCUCUCCCUCCAACUGUCACCAACCGACUCUCCCUUGGAUUCUCCACAGCAUUCCAGCCCCUCCCCCUGCAGACCCUCGCUGCUCCUCUGGCCCCCAGAGUGUGGGUGCAGCACCCAUCUCCCUGCCCACCCCGGGCUGAACCAGCUGGCCACUGUGCUGACCAUGCGGUCCCCCCACCCGAGGCCUCCACUGCCUGGGGCGCCAGCGGCAGGCUGGGCAUGACCUCUCCGGAGGGUCCCAGGUUGAGAACCCCGAGCGCGGCCGCAGGAAGCGAGGAGGAGCGGUGCUUGCGGGCAAACGACCGGGCCUUCAACCUGCAGUUCGAUUAUGCUAAAAACUCCAUUAAAACCUCCAAGUACAACCUGUUCACCUUCCUGCCUCUCAACCUCUUCGAGCAAUUCCAGCGAGUCGCCAAUGCCUACUUCCUCGUCUUGCUCAUUCUGCAGCUCAUCCCUGAGAUCUCCUCCCUCUCCUGGUUCACCACAGUGGUGCCUCUGGUCUUGGUCCUGACCGUGUCCGCAGUCAAGGAUGCCAUGGAUGACGUUAAUCGCCACGCAAAUGACAAGCAAGUCAACAACCGGCCAGUUAAGGUUCUGAUUAAUGGCAGUUUGAAGGAAGACUUAUGGCUCAACGUUGAAGUGGGAGACAUCAUCAAGCUGGAGAACAAUAAUUUUGUGACAGCAGACGUCCUCUUGCUCUGCAGCAGUGAGCCCCACAGCCUGACCUACAUUGAGACGACGGAGCUGGACGGGGAAACCAACCUGAAGGUGAAGCAGGCGCUGACCGUCACUGCGGGGCUGGGGGGGGACCUGCAGGCCCUGACCAGCUUUAAUGGGGAAAUCCGCUGCGAAGCCCCCAACAACCGGCUGGGCAGGUUCACUGGGACCCUCUUCUUCAAGAAGGAGAAAUAUGCCCUGGACAACGAGCAGCUGCUGCUGAGGGGCUGCAUCAUCCGCAACACCGACUGGUGCUUCGGGCUGGUCAUCUUCGCCGGGCCAGACACCAAGCUGAUGCAAAACAGCGGAAAAACCACUUUGAAACGGACCAGCAUCGAGCGUCUCAUGAACUACUUGGUCUUGGUGAUCUUCCUCUUUUUGGCUAUCAUGUGUUUGAUCCUGGCCAUUGGCAACUGCAUCUGGGAAUACAGCCACGGCUACCGGUUCCAGGUGUACCUGCCCUGGGCAACGGAUGUCAACUCGGCAUUUUUCUCUGCAUUUCUUAUGUUCUGGUCCUAUGUCAUCAUCCUCAACACCGUGGUGCCCAUUUCUCUCUAUGUCAGCGUUGAGAUCAUUCGCCUGGCCAACAGCUGUUACAUCGACUGGGACCACAAGAUGUAUUACCCGCCCCACGAUAUGCCUGCCCAGGCCCGCACCACCACCCUCAAUGAGGAGCUGGGGCAGAUCAGAUACGUCUUCUCUGACAAAACAGGGACCCUCACUAAGAACAUUAUGAUCUUCAACAAAUGCUGCAUCGCUGGGAAGCUCUACGGAGAUAUUUUGGAUUCAGAGGGAUUCCUGGUGGAGGACAUUGAGACAAUGGACAAAGUUGACUUUUCGUGGAACCCUUUCGCCGACCCAAAGUUUGUCUUCUAUGACCGCAGACUGCUCCAAGCGGUGAAGGCCAGGGAUGAGUCCACACACAGGUUCUUCCGCCUCCUUUCCCUCUGCCACACGGUGAUGCCAGAAGAGACAAAGGAGGGCACGUUGGUGUACCAAGCCCAGUCCCCGGACGAGGGGGCCUUGGUGACUGCAGCCCGGAACUUUGGCUUUGUGUUUCGUGCCCGCACCCCCACGACCAUCACCGUGGUGGAAAUGGGGGAAACUGUGGUUUACGAGCUGCUGGCCAUUCUGGACUUCAACAAUGUGCGCAAAAGGAUGUCUGUCAUUGUGCGAAACCCGAGGGGUCAGCUGACUCUGUACUGCAAAGGGGCCGACACCAUCCUGUACAAGCUCCUCCAUCCCUCCUGCAAACAGCUCGAGGAAGAGACUACCGAGCACCUGGAUGAAUUUGCCGGGGAAGGUUUGCGGACCUUGGUGGUGGCUUACCGAGACCUGCGGGAGUCUUACUUUGAGGACUGGAAGAAGCGUCACCACAAGGCGAGCACCAGCUUGCAGGACCGAGAGGGAAAGCUGUCCAAGCUGUAUGAGGAGAUCGAGAGAGACCUGCAGCUGCUUGGUGCCACCGCCGUGGAGGACAAGCUGCAGGAAGGGGUCCCCCAGACCAUUGAGAUCCUGGGAAGGGCACACAUUAAAAUCUGGGUGCUCACCGGUGACAAGCAAGAGACCGCAGUGAACAUCGGCUAUUCCUGCAACAUGCUGUACGAUGCCAUGAAGGACAUCUUCAUCAUUCACGGUGACAGCUGGGAGGAAGUGGAGCAGCAGCUCAGGUCAGCAAGGGACAGGAUGCAAGCAGACCUUGAAGCGAAGACAGAAGAGUUUGACAUUAAGAGAUCAACCUCCUCCGGCUUCUGGAACAAAGAGCCCACCAGCGAAGAGUACGGCCUGGUCAUUAAUGGACAUAGCUUGGCCUAUGCGCUGGAGGGAGAGCUCUCGGAAUUGCUGGUGGACACGGCCUGCCUGUGCAAAACGGUGAUCUGCUGCCGGGUGACUCCGCUGCAGAAGGCCCAGGUGGUGGAGCUGGUGAAGAAGUACAGGAACGCCGUCACCCUGGCCAUCGGAGAUGGCGCCAACGAUGUCGGCAUGAUCAAAACUGCUCACAUUGGUGUCGGCAUCAGUGGCCAGGAGGGGAUGCAGGCGGUGAUGUCCAGCGACUUCUCCUUUGCCCAGUUCCGCUACCUGCAGCGGCUGCUGCUGGUCCACGGCCGGUGGUCAUACAUCCGCAUGUGCAAGUUCUUGUCUUACUUCUUCUACAAAAACUUUGCCUUCACACUGGUGCACUUCUGGUACGGCUUCUUCUCCGGCUUCUCCGCCCAGACUGUCUACGAUGAAUGGUUCAUCACCCUUUACAACAUGGUAUACACCUGUUUGCCAGUGCUUGGAAUGAGCCUCUUUGACCAGGAUGUGGACGACCGCUGGAGCCUGCAGUUUCCCCAGCUGUACGUGCCCGGCCAGCAGAACCUGUACUUCAACAAGAAGGAGUUUGCCAAAUGCACCCUCUACAGCAUCUACAGCUCCCUGGUGCUUUUCCUGGUCCCUUACGGAACCACUUUUAAUUCUGUGCGGAGCGACGGGAGGGACGUUACCGAUUACCAGUCCUUUGCCCUCAUGGUGCAGACCUGUCUGCUCAUCGUGGUGUCGGUCCAGAUGGGCUUAGACACAGCCUACUGGACAGCCGUGAACCAGCUCUUCCUCUGGGGCAGCCUGGCCAUCUACUUCGUCAUCACCUUCACCUUGUACAGCGACGGCACCUACCAGAUAUUCACCUCCUCCUUCCCCUUUGUUGGCACCGCCCGGAACAUCCUCAACCAGCCCAAGGUGUGGCUCGCCAUCUGCCUCUGCGUGAGUCUCUGUGUCCUGCCGGUCAUUGGCUUCCGGUUCCUGAAGAUGCAGUUCAUGCCGAGCCUCAGCGAUCAGGUGGUGCGCAAAGUGAGGCAGCUCCGCAAAGCGCCCGGCCCGCCCACCCUGAAGCGCUACCUGCAGCGCAGCGCCUCCCGCCGCUCCGGCUACGCCUUCUCGCACCAGCAGGGCUUCGGCGACCUCAUCACCUCCGGCCGGAACAUGCGGCUCAAGACCCCCGCCGCCGGCUCCGCCGUUUUCUCGCCCUCCGCCCAGAAGUACCGGCCGCGCCUGGAGAAGAAAGAGGGGGGCGCUUCCUAGCCCUCCCCGGCGGGCGACGCCCCGAGCGGCUGGGGGCCGGAGGGACCCUCGCUUCCGCCUUCGGAGAUGGGACUUGGCCGGCGCGAACUGCCACGGCCGGCGGACGGGGGCAGGAGGCGGCGGGUCGGCAGCGGAGUCGCCCUGCCCCCUCCCACCAAGGCCGGGCUGGGGAGGGGCUUCUGGCAGGCUCGGGCCCACAGAGCCCUUCAACACCAGCUCAUCCCCGGCGGCUCUCCCGAAGUCUAACGCUGGCCCGCCGCUGCUUCUGAAGGCUUCCCGCGCUGAAAGGGGCCCUGCCUGAGCUGAGACCCCCGGAAGGCCGGAGAAGGAGAGGGUAAUGUUGCGUGCGCUGCCCGAAGAAAGAUGCUGCCUCGCGGAGAGUCUGGGCUUCUGGGGACCCAAGCGGAGGAGGGGGUUGAUGUCCAGCAAAGGCCUGGGGGGCUCCUCGCUCAGGAAAAUGGGGAGCCCCAGAACAAGUUUGGAGGGGGGCGCAACUGUUCUGGAUGCAUCACCUGCAGGUCAAGUGGGGAGGGGACCCUGGAGCACCCCUCCUUCCCUACUCCUCAGCUGGAUGUGUUGCUUCCCCCUUGAGGUGGGGGGGGGGGCAGGAGAAAGAGGCACCCAUCACUAUUGGCUGCCUUCUGAGAUUUGUUCACCCAGUCUGCCAAAGAUGCUGACACCCUGCUGGGUGGUCUGUCCUGCAGGUUCUGCCCUGCUUUGCCCCAUGGUGCAUCUGGGCUGUGGGGCCAGAGUGGGUGGCUUGAACUUUGGCGCCUCAACACUGAGUAAAAUGAGGCCAGAAAUGCUGUUAGCAACUAGCAGGUCACUCUUGUGGGGUUCUGGCAUCUUUAGGCCCUAGAAGGUAGGGGGCCAUGACCUGGGGGGGGCGCUGGUAAAGGAGCCCAUCUUCUGGGCCAGGGAUGCCCAUCCUGCUGGAAGAAGCUACUCCAGGGGAGGCUUCACUUGACUGCAAUCUCCCCACCCCACUUGGCCACUGCUGGGGUGGUCAGGCACCUAUUGCUUUCAGCAAAGUCUCCGGCCUUCCGUGGCCUUAGUUGACCAGGCCAGAAAGCUCUGCUGCCCAGGCCACUUGGAAGAGAGACACCCUGCCUUGUGCCCUCCCUUUGGGGGCCAUCCCUGGGGGGCUGCCGUGGGGUGGAAGCUUGCAGGAAAUUUUGUCCCACAAUGUUCCCCUACUAAGGUGCCUUUUUUCUGCAAGCAUUUCUGUUUAAUUCUUAGAAUGGUAUUGCUUCAUCCAAAAUUAUUGCAUAAGAUGGUUAUGGAAAUUACGGUCAGCCAGGAUUAGGGAACAGAAGGGAUAUUAUGCCAGUCAAAUCUAAAGUGUUGUAAUUUUUUUACGCCCGUAUGUUUAUGCACACAGCAAUUGAGGUUGCUGAGGAUAAUAUAUUUAUAAUGUUCAGCUUUAAAAAAAAUAAAUAAUAUAAGGGAAGUCUCUUAUUAUUUAUUUGACACAUCUCCAAAUAAUUGCAAGCAUUCUCACAAAAAGAUCUCUUGAUGUAUUUUAAAAUAAAAUAAAACCACCCCAA
Messenger RNA from Pantherophis guttatus, 5470 nucleotides. Its product is annotated as phospholipid-transporting ATPase ID-like. Gene Ontology annotation, cellular component: plasma membrane; trans-Golgi network. Lineage: Eukaryota; Metazoa; Chordata; Lepidosauria; Squamata; Colubridae. The record is from RefSeq and is a predicted model, not a curated record. Gene Ontology annotation, molecular function: magnesium ion binding; ATPase-coupled intramembrane lipid carrier activity; ATP hydrolysis activity. Gene Ontology annotation, biological process: Golgi organization; phospholipid translocation.